Messenger RNA from Monascus purpureus, 2214 nucleotides. The record is from the annotation of a GenBank genome assembly. NCBI's taxonomy places the organism in Eukaryota, Fungi, Ascomycota, Eurotiomycetes, Eurotiales, Aspergillaceae.
AUGGAGUCUGUUAGCUGUCUGAUCUGCCGCAGGCGUAAGAUCAAAUGUGACCGUACGCCAGGUGCCUGCCAUAAAUGUCGCAAACUAGGCGAGCAAUGCGUGUACUCGGUAAACACAGGAGCGGACUUUCAUGCCGCCCAUGCCUCCACCAGUUCCAAUGACUAUGUCACUCAGGCAGGCCUUAAGAGGCGCCGGAUCCUGCGCUCCUGCGUCGAGUGCAAAAUUGCAAAGGCAAAAUGCUAUGGCAGUCCUGUCUGCGAGCGCUGCGCGAAGAGGAGUCUUGAAUGCUCGUUUUCGGAAGCAGCAGCGUGUUCGCGAGAGGAUGCGCUGCAUCGGGAUUUUAAUACGGCUGCAUCUGCAUCUGACUCCGUAUCUGCCUCUGUGCCGGCGUGGCUGAUGGAUAAACAGCUGCCGCCCAUAGAUAGGUUGCGGGAGCUGGUUGAUUUGUAUUUUGCUCAUAUUCACUCUGUCCGGUGUAUGGGAUUUUUGCACAUUCCUAGUUUUAUGGAACUUCUCAAGGAUUCCGACCAGGUUUAUUCUACGGACUCUGGACUCAUCUAUGCAAUGUGUGCUCUUGCAGCCCCAUUCUACUACGCAAAGGUAAUGGGAGUGAAUGGCGAUGAUCUUAAUCUUACAAUGCGCUUCUUUGAAGCUGGAAAGGGCUGGGCGACUACCGCGAUGAGCCUUGUGUUUUCAAACUUUGGCCGCCCUGGAAUCGAGAGCCUCAUGACGGAUAUCUUGUUGCAUGAAUAUCAUUUGCGUGUUGGGGACUAUGCAAAAGGGUUUCUCAUCAGUGGGCUUAUUUCCAGACACAUGCAGGUGCUGCAACUCAACAUUGAACAUGACUUCGAUAUCCUUUGCCAGAAGAACACAAGCGUGUCCUGGGCUGUGAAGGAAAGCAGGAGAAGGCUGGCUUGGACUUGCUAUCUGUUGGAUGCCUUUAUAGAGUGUGGGAUUGACCAGUUGCGAUUUGUCUCUGUUGAUGAUAUCCAGGUCCAGCUGCCCUGCGUGGAAGACCUGUUUGUGAGAAACAUACCAUGCGUAACAGAAAUGCUGCCUAGGGGGAAGCUGCUGCCCUUUGUCGAUGCGGCGCAGAGCAACGGUGCAGCUGACAACCUCGACCUGCGAGCAUUUUACAUUCGCGCUAUGGAUGUCCGUUCCAAGAUCUUGAAAUACGUCAAGCACCUGGAGGGUGAGGUGCCGUGGGAUACUGGUGGACGCUCACAGUUCAACGCGCUUAAUAGAGAGCUUGUCAACCUCGAGAACUCAAUCCCCAGCAACAUGAAAAUAUCUCCGGAAAAUACCUACCUGUUCAAAUCCUACGGUCGACUUAAUCUGUACUUUGGCCUGCAUAUUCUCAUUUCCCAGACAUUCAACGAUCUGUAUCGCGUCGGCGUGUCGCAGCUGGUCUUCCCCGACACUGCGACGAAAUGGAUCCGUGAGAACGCGCCGGAUACAUUCAUCCGGUUGUGUCACCGUACAUGCGCCAGCAAGGCCGUCUAUAUCGCUUCUCUCCUGAAAGAGCUCUGGAACUGCCACCGACCUAGCAUCGUCGACGUUCCCUACAUUGUGCACACGCAGGUAUGCAGCAGUGUACUCGUCACCAGUCUUCUUUCAUGGCCCCAUUCCGAGCCACCCCUUCCACAAUACUCCCAUCGCAGCUAUCAGGAACUACUCGAGAGCAAUGUCCGGAUUUUACAAUACCUACAACGCUACAUCAAGGCCGAUGUGUAUACCGAGUCGGCCAGCCAGGCCCUCAGGCGGUUCAACAUGGCAUUCUCACCCGAAGGUGCACCCCAGCGCCUCUCACCACUCACAGAGGAGAACGUGAAUGAUACUGGAACAGCUGCUCCUCCUCCUCCUCCUCCUCCUCCUCCUCCUCCUCCUCCUCAGUAUUCUCUGGAGUAUAUCCUCAGCCCACUAGGCACAUAUCCUUUUGCGCGCAAACAGGUGUAUGAUCGGCACAAACCCGAGACGAGCGGGGCGGAGGAUGCUGCGACGCCUGCGGACCAUCAGCUGGGUGUGAACAAUCCUAGCCCAGCUCCAACUCCUAGUGUCAUGCCGGAGAUGGGCAACGGCUUGAUGAGCUCAGGCGACAUCUUCCUCACCCCCAUAUUGGACUGGGAGUCAGAAAUACCGCUCAUGGACGGCAUGGGUUACCCGACGUUUCUGGAGCAGUAUUCGCAGGGGCAAGAGGGGGUCCUUCGGACAUGA